Molecule: messenger RNA, 2465 nt
Organism: Owenia fusiformis
Lineage: Eukaryota; Metazoa; Annelida; Polychaeta; Sabellida; Oweniidae
Source: the annotation of a GenBank genome assembly
CUGAGCCGCACGAUCGGGCUGUAAUGUGUAUAGUAUGCGUUUUUAAUUGAAACAUAAUUCUAAUUACUAGUUAAAAGAGAGGCUAAUUAGAGAUGGACUCAACCCCACAUACAGAAAAGGUUGAAGUAGGAGAGGAUUCAAGCAUGGGCAACUCUCAGCCAGGUCUUAAGCGACGUAAUACGGAUCAGCGCCAAUUGACGGCACAAGAUUCCUUUAUCUCAAAUACAUCUAAUGGGGAAUAUAAACCACCAAAUGGUGCAGGAAAUGGUGAUGCCAUACAUGAAGCAAAUGGAAAAGCUCCAACUGUGACUUUUGUGGGAGAUAAUGAAAAUGAGGCACUGGCAAAUGAGGGUGAAGAAUCUGAGGUUGUCAUAGAAACCAGAUUAUAUAUAAGACGCUGGUUCCAGUUGUUGCUGUUUGCGUCAUAUUCAGCAUGUAGUGCUUUCCAGUGGAUAUACCUGAACAUUAUUGGCAAUAUUACAAAGAGAUACUACAAUGAGAGUCUUCCAGCUGAUGAAUAUCAACAACAGGUUGCCAUAGACUGGUUGAGUAUGAUUUAUAUGGCGUCAUAUAUUCCCUUUAUAUUCCCAGCAACUUGGUUACUUACUAGAAAAGGUCUACGCUGGUCAGGAAUAAUAGCAACAUUUCUUAAUGCACUAGGUGCAAGUAUAAAGUGCUUUGCAGUGAAUCCUCACAGGUUUGGUGUGUUGAUGGCUGGACAGACAUGUUCUGCUAUAGCUCAGAGUUUUAUUCUUGAAGUGCCCCCAAGACUGGCUGCCCUCUGGUUCGGGCCUAAUGAGGUCUCCACGGCAACGGCUAUAGGUGUAUUUGGCAACCAGUUUGGGUGUGCCCUAGGGUUCCUUCUUCCCCCAGAGAUUGUGAUAGAUGAUCCAGAUAAAGAUGUGGUAGGGCGUAGACUAGGCUACAUGUUGUACAGUACGGCUGGUUUAGCAGUCUUGCAAUGCAUCUUAGUAAUUCUGUUAUUUAAAGAAAAGCCUGAGUACCCUCCAAGUCAAGCCCAGUCAGUGGCAGCCAUUACAACUGAUAGUGAUGACUUCACAGGUUCUCUGAAAAGACUAUUAAAGAAUCCAGGAUUCAUUCUGCUGACUUUAUCAUAUGGUCUGAAUACUGGUUCAUAUUAUGCCAUAGGGACAGUUCUGAACAGUAUCAUUCUGGAACAUUUCCCAGAAGAAAUUACAAAUGCAGGCAGGAUAGGGUUAACACUGGUACUAGCUGGGCUACUUGGCUCAGUCAUUGCAGGAAUAUGGCUAGAUAAAACAAAGUGGUUUAAGGCUACAACAGUAGGGAUCUAUGUGCUAUCAGUUGCUGGAAUGUUGGCGUUCUCUCUCACACUAAUGCUCAACCAGAUAUGGAUUGUAUUUGUCUGUGCAUUUAUCUUAGGCUUUUUCAUGACUGGCUAUUUACCUGUUGGGUUUGAGUUUGCUGCUGAAAUCACAUACCCAGAACCUGAAAGUACAUCAUCAGGGCUCCUCAAUGCUAGUGCUCAGACAUUUGGUAUAAUCUUGACAUUUACGCUGAGUGCGCUGGUGCUGAAAUCAGGGGCAAUAACUGGGAACAUGACACUUGUUGGUGCAUUGGUACUAGGAACAAUAAUGACAGCAAUUAUCAAACCUGAUCUCAGAAGGCAAAGGGCUGGAGAGGUGGAACUGGAAGAGAAUACAAUGAUCAAACUCGACCCAGGCAAAGAGUAUAUAGUUGAUAAAGAGAGUCAGAUUUAGACAAACCACAUGACAGUGAACACAACAAUGCAGAAUGAAGAAAGUCUGGAACUAGAAAGGAACAUAUUUAUGAGGAGAAACAAAUCUAAACCACCGCAAUGAGAGGUUAUAUACAGAAUAAAGAAUGUCAAGAUAUAAUAAGGAACAUACAAUAAUAUACUGAGACCAGGCAGGGCCUGUAUACAGGGUGACUCAAAAAUGCAAUCUUUAAAUUGAUUUUGGAUGGAUUUUCUUAUUAUGUUUGACUCUUCUUGGGUUAUCAUGUGUAGAUACAGUGUUUUAGUGGCGCAACCAGUAUUCAUAUAUUGAUAUAUUGAAGAUUGAAGACAUCCAAAAACGUUGUCUGAUUUUUGGAUUUAUAUUAUUUCUGGAUUGCUUUCAGUUUUCUUCACAUUUUCACUGAUCCUAUUUAUGCAUUUUUGGACUAUAAUGAUGAAUUCGCUUGAUAAGCAGUUUGAGAUGAAAUGGCAUUUUAGCAACACCAGAUAAAAAAAACAUAAUUUCAAGAAAUUGAGAAAGGUAUUCCAAAAUUAGAAAGUUGCAUUUUUGGUAACUCUGUAAUUUAUAAGGAGACGACAUCUACAUUUGCAACAUGACAUUUAAUAUUUAAUACAAUCAAAGAAUUAAAGAACUUAAGACAAGCACUUUCAUAUUUAGAAUUUUAAGCUGAAAAUGUACUGCAACAUGUGCAAUCGAUAAAUAAUGUAUAUUUGCCAGUUAUUUAUC